AAGAAAGUCAAAUUCAGUUGCUUGAAUAAAUCGAAUGUGAGAAGAUAAUAAAAGCGGUUAAACUUUUGUAGUUAAUAACAAGUAAAAGUUGAUUUCAAUACGCCUAGUUUGCAAAAACAACAAAAAUAAUGUGCAAAUUGAAAUAAUAAAUUCAUAUUUAUGUCGGAAGAGUGUUUUUUAACUGAUAUUUUGUUAAAAAAGCAGCAAAAUAAAGUACAUAAAGUAUCGAGAUUGACAACGGGACCAAAAACGGAGAUUAUUUUGCGCAAUGUUGGUGCAUCCUUUGAGUGUUGCAUUGUGUGUUUGUUUGGUUUCUUAUUAAUGUAAUUAAAUCUUCUGCAAGAUUAUUGUGUGAUUUUGAAAUUAAAAAACAUGGCAUUUUAAAGCUUGGUUUGCCAGCUAAAAUAAAUUGUGCGAUACGAAAAUUAAUUUUGUAAUAAUUUACGUGUUACAGCAUGCUGGUGUUUCGAUGUAAUCGACUCAUUAUAAAAUCAAUCUGAAGUUAUAAGACGCAACUAAACUUGAUACUUGAGUUGCUGUGAUAAUUGUCUUAUAAACGUAGAAAUACAAAAGGCAUGUGUGUGCAUAUUUAUUUGUAUGUGUAUGUGUUUAAACGCUGCUAUUGCAUUCGCAAAAGAAAGUGAAUUGGAAACGUUUUGAGUGCUUCUUGGCUGUGCACAAAUUGUGACGAAAGAAAAAGCGAAACAAAGGCUGUUGUGGAAAGCAAAACAAAAAUACAUAAAAUAAAUAAAUAAAAAAGUCAGGGCCGUCUCCCAUCGACGCAAAACGUACAGGCCUUCGCAGGCGCAGCGCAGAUGGCAAGCCACAGACAGAUACAACACAAUACAAACAUAUUUACAAGUAAAUAAAUAUAUAAACAUCAAGCGAGGUGUGCGCACCAACGGAGGCUGCGUAUGGCUUUGUUUUGUAUAUGACAGCACUGCGCUAAAUUGAGUGAAAUAUGAAAAUUGACAUGUUUUCGUUUUAUAAAUAAAACCAAUUAGAUGUCAGUAUUUCGUAUGAAACCGGCGCGGUAUUUCAAGAAUUCGUACAAACACAUUUCUUUUCAUAAUUUUGCUUGACAUAUUCUCUUCUUGCUCAGUUGAGUUGUUUUCAAAAAAUAAAUGCAUAAUUCAGUACUCCAAUUGGCGUAAACAUUCCAACAUACAAAUGUAUAUAUGUAUGUAUGUGUGACCACAUAUAACCAAAAAUUAAACUAAUUCCCAAAUAAAAAACAAAAACAUGAAUGCGACCUUGAACUUUAACGCGAUUACAUCAAGUGGGCGGCCACAAUGGUCACUGCAUCAGCCAAACAAAAACAGCAAGGCGGCAUACUACAGCGUACCCCAAGUUGUCACCCACACCACAACAGCGACAACAAGCAGACAUAACGCCCAAAGCGAAAGUGAUAACGAAGAAAGAACGGAGAAUGCAUACGAGCGCACUAAAGAUUCCUACACUUGUAACAGCACACCUACCCGCGCGCCGGCAAACUUCUUCGACGACGACCGUGUACUUUUAGAAAGUGCUUACCGUUCCAGCGCCAACUAUAAUGCAUUUCCGCCAAAGUCUUUGCAUAAAAGUAACAGUUAUAGCGGUAGUAUACGCCCCAAAACGAUCGUGCUCAAACAAAAUUACCCCAAUGGACGCAUUGCUACUAGUCUAACGGACGAUGAAAUUGUCAGCAGCAGUUAUAGGGGGAUAGUGUAUGCAGCGACCUCAACCAGCCUCGAACUCACCUCCAACACACUCAACAACUACGACAACGAUGCGACCGUCGAUCUUGACGACGAAAACGAUCUGCUUAUGCCGCCAACUGCUAACGCCUUCGGCGGCGUUGACGCCAGCUAUAGCAGCAGCGCAACCGGUACACGUCGCAAUACACGUGGUGCGAUUAAGGCGCGCAAUCGCAAUUGGUGUAGUCGGAAAAUUGUCAUUGGUUUCCUCUUGUUGCUGCUCGCAAUUGUAGCAUUUUUAUGUUUUGCCUAUCUGACGCGUGAUUACACAAAACAAUUUCUGCUCUGGAUCGAAAUGCAAAAUCCCUGGGUCAUAGUGUCGAUACUGUUGGUCUCGUUCAUGGUGGUCAGCUUUCCAAUAAUAGUUGGUUACUUUGUGUUGAUGCUUACUUCCGGUUACCUGUUUGGCGCCAUAAAGGGCAUCCUGAUCAUUAUAACGGGCGCUAAUGUGGGUAUAGCCAUUGUGCAUUGGACUGUGCGUAGUUUCCGACAUCGCAUCCCAAUUCAUAAAAUAAUUAAAAAUGAGACUGCACGCGCUAUACUGCGCGUCAUAUCGGGACCAAAGGCCUUCAGAGUCGUGCUCUUUACGCGCUUAACGCCCAUUCCGUUUGGCGUGCAAAAUAUGAUUUUUGCGGUUAGUACAAUUAACCCACGUGUCUAUCACACGGCCUCACUUAUAGGACUGCUGCCGGCGCAGAUUAUCAACGCGUAUUUGGGCUCAACUUUGCGUUCAAUGCAGGAAGUGCUUAGCAACCAUGGCACGGCGGUGACAGGUUACAUCAGUUUCGGACUGGAGGUCAUUUGCGGUGUGGCGCUCAUGGUUUGGGUUAUACAAAAAGCGCGCAAGGAAUUGGCUCAAACGCUACUCUCCGAAGUCGGCAACGAUGGCAAACUGAUCGAAAUCGAUGUGUGAUUCUUGUACCAUUAUUUCAUGUACAAACCAGCGGCAUGUUAGUAUGCGCUUCUAGCGCCGUCGAGCAGUAUUCACUUUGCAAUAUGAAUAACCACUAAAUGCUCAAAUCAAGCUCGAAAACCAAGGCUGGCUAUUGCCAGCUUUAGGGUAUGACUACUACAUACUUCCUGUAAACGUUUGUGAAAACGUUAAACGCUCACUAUUAUAUACAUACAUACAAAUGAAAGACUAUUUUAUAAAAAAAAAAAAGAAUUGCUCUCUUAUUUUGAAAAGCAAAUUAUUUAUGUAUACUUUUUUUCGUUUUAGUUCGUAAAAACAUACUUAUGAAAAUUGUUAUAUUAUACAAAAAAAAUUAUAAUUAGUAAUAAAAAAAUGAAUAUACGAGCAUAUUUUGUAUAUUUCGAAGUAAAGCCAAAUUAAUGUUGUGUAUUUGUAAAAAAAAAUCGCGUAAUACAUAUAAUUUUGUACAUAAAAAUGAUAUAACAAUAAUAUAUUAAAUAGCAAGUAAUCGUACAUGAUAGCAAUAGAUCUGCAUUAAAGACAAGUAUUAGCCAAAAAUUAUGCAUAAUACAUUACGUUUAACGAUUUAUAAAAAUAUUUUUAAAAAUAUUUUUUCAUAAAAAAUGCGCUUAAAUUUUUGAUAGAUUGCAUUUUUUGUAUUUUUU
Bactrocera dorsalis (oriental fruit fly) is the source of this 3314-nucleotide messenger RNA. Its product is annotated as transmembrane protein 64. NCBI's taxonomy places the organism in Eukaryota, Metazoa, Arthropoda, Insecta, Diptera, Tephritidae. The record is from RefSeq and is a predicted model, not a curated record. The transcript has 4 exons. The coding region runs from base 1243 to 2649 and encodes 468 amino acids.